Messenger RNA from Radiomyces spectabilis, 1567 nucleotides. Its product is annotated as pseudouridine synthase. Gene Ontology annotation, cellular component: nucleus. Gene Ontology annotation, molecular function: pseudouridine synthase activity; RNA binding. The record is from RefSeq and is a predicted model, not a curated record. Bases 1 to 1452 code for a protein of 483 amino acids. The transcript has 8 exons. Gene Ontology annotation, biological process: tRNA pseudouridine synthesis; mRNA pseudouridine synthesis. Lineage: Eukaryota; Fungi; Mucoromycota; Mucoromycetes; Mucorales; Radiomycetaceae.
AUGGGUGGCAUCUGGUCGAGAGAACAAUCCGACGAGCAACCGGGGGUGGUGCCUGACGAAACGCCAGUGAAUGGAAACAAGCGGGCCAUCGAUGAAGAGCCAACAACCACUGCAGAACAGACCGUCAAGCGCAAGAAAACCACCAAGGAACGUCGCGCUCACUUUCGCAACAACAACUCAUGGAAAGCCACAGAGGAAGCCAAGAAAAAUGACGCACCUGCAGUCAGCACUCCACGUUUGGCGAAGCGAAAAGUCGCAUUACUUAUCGGGUUCAGCGGGACUGGAUUCCAAGGCAUGCAAAUUAAUCCUGGUGUUCGAACCAUUGAGAGCGUGUUGUUUGAAGCGAUGUGCAAAGCCGGUGUCAUUUCGCAGGCAAAUUCGGAAGAUCCGAAAAAGGUCCAAUGGAUGCGAGCCGCUCGUACAGAUAAAGGUGUGCAUGCUGCUGGUAAUGUCGUAUCGUUGAAAAUGGGUAUUCCGGAAGAUGAAAGUGAUGUGGUGCCUCGAAUCAAUUCCUUUUUGCCGGAACAAAUUCGUGUGUGGGGUUACGUUCCUACGAUUCGUUCAUUCCACGCAAAGACUGGAUGUGAUUCUCGCGUUUAUGAAUAUCUGUUGCCGACUUAUGCGUUCAUGCCACCUUCACCAAAAGAAUUGAAAGAAGCGCCAACCUCCGAAACGGAUUUGAAGCUGAUGGGUAACAGUAGCGAUGUGAUCCGCUAUAUUUCCCGCAGCACCGACGAAGAGAUGGCGAAAAAGGAAGCUUAUCGCAUCGAUACCAAUGACUUGACAAAAUUCAGAGAAGCGUUGAAAAUGUUUGAGGGAACCCAUAAUUUCCACAAUUACACUAUCGGCCGUGGUUACAAUGAUCGAAGCUCCAACCGAUACAUUAUGAGUAUUAAUGUGGGCGAUCCUAUCUACAUUAAUGACACGGAAUGGCUUAGCGUCAAAUUGCACGGUCAAUCAUUCAUGCUCCAUCAAAUUCGCAAGAUGAUCUCCAUGGCUCUUCUUGUGGUGCGUACCAAGACGCCUCUGUCACUUAUUGAAAGAAGCUUCGGUUCCGAGAGAAUCAAUAUUCCCAAAGCACCCGCACUAGGAUUGCUCCUGGAGCGACCGGUAUUUGAUGCUUACAACCGACGAGCGGUCAGUAAAAAAGACAACAAGUUCCGUGAUGCUAUUGACUUUGAUAAAUACAAGGAUACAAUUGAUGCAUUCAAACAAGAAUGGAUUUACUCAAAGAUUUUCGCCGCGGAAAAGGAAGAACGAGGGUUCGACACUUUCUUGUUGUCUGUAGAUUCGCAUUUUGGGCCUGAUUACAAAUAUCUCAACGCAGAAGGCACGAUCCCUGAAGAAGCGAUCAUUACUACGAAAUAUACUGUCAAGAAAGAUAAGAGCACUGUGAAGACUAACGAAGAACAAGAUGAACUAGAACAGGAUGCGGAGGAGGAAGAUGCAUAGUAUGUAUAUAUAUAAUAUAAAGAAUAAAAAAAAAGCUGGUUCAUUAUUGUCCCACAAGGAUUGAAUUUUAUUCUUUGACCGUCAACGCGUCCAACACUUUUUCCAGCAACUUGUU